Messenger RNA from Toxoplasma gondii ME49, 5442 nucleotides. RefSeq lists its product as hypothetical. The coding region runs from base 1 to 5442 and encodes 1813 amino acids. The transcript is spliced from 4 exons. The record is from RefSeq and is a predicted model, not a curated record. Lineage: Eukaryota; Apicomplexa; Conoidasida; Eucoccidiorida; Sarcocystidae.
AUGCAUUCCAAGACGUUCGCGCUGGCUGUCCUGCCGUCGCUGACCAGAUGUCCAUACACCGCUGUGGAGUUGUUGGAUGCCCUCCAGCGCGGGUCUCUGCAUGGACCGCGAUGCGAGCCUCUGCAGUUUCCUUCCUCUCUUUUGGAAUCUCUGGGGCCGCGACAAGACCUCUGGCGGGAGAGAAAGGAACGCACACACCGGGCGAAGACCGCAGGUGAAGCGACGCACAGACGCUGCGAACUCGAACGCCUGUCGCGAGCUCUCGGCUGGCUGCAUGCAGGGAGCAACGGCAGAUCUGCAGAGAGCCGAAAGAAGAAGCGAGGACAAAAGCCGAGCCCCGAAGCCAUGGCGCCGGAAGCCAAAGGCCUCCGCAACGCGCCGAGCGCUGACGAAGCCUCAGAACCUGCAGAAGAAAAGGACAGACGAGAAGCAGCUGGGCAAGACCGAGAAGCGAGACACGAGAGAAGAGAGAAAGCGAGAGAACGGAGUGGUGGAGAAGAGAACGAGAGGGAUGAAAACGAGGGAGAAGAGAACGAGAGGGAUGAAAACGAGGGAGAAGAGAACGAGAGGGAUGAAAACGAGGGAGAAGAGAACGAGAGAGAGGAGAACAAGAAAAAGGAAACUGCGAGUGGAGAACAGGGGAGACACCAACGGGAGAGAGAGUCGACACACACAGGAGACACCGAGAGACGGGAAGAUGAGGAAAACCAGCAUAUGGCGACUGUGAACGAAAGACAGGCAUCUUCGGAGGAAGAAAGAGGUCUCGUGUCUACUCACUGCCUCUCGCGUUCCUCAUCGCGUUCGAUUCCAGCACGGGGAUCGACGAAUUCGUAUGCUACAGACGACAAAGAACUAUUGGAAGAUGGGAGAAAUGGUUCUCUUGUGUCGCGCUUUUUCUCCGAGACCACGCAUACAGUCCCUGCGUCUUGGAUGAAUCCUCUCUCUGCUCACUCGCGACCCUUCAGUCAGCUGAGGGGACGUCCAGCAACUUCCUUUUCUUCUUCUUCAGCUUCAACAUCGUUCAACGCAGUUGCUGUCAGUGAAGAGGGAGACGCGUUGUCUCUUCUCCUGCCGACAGCCGUUCUUCGUCCUUCUUCUCCGAAGACCGACUUGUUCUUGUCGCGUUCUCGACACGAAAACGAAAAAACCAACGAAAAGCGAGAGACAAGCGAAGCAGCGUUUCCUUCCUCUUCUUCCUCCUCUUCUUCUUCCUCUUCUUCUUCCUCUUCCUCUUCUUCUUCUUCCUCCUCCUCCUCUUCUUCUUCCUCUGCUGGCUCUCGUUCCCUGCUGAGACCCCGAUGGAGGCCGCGUCGGUGGAGCAGCAGCUUCCGUGUGAGAGCCGACGAACAGACCAUCGAGGGUGGAAGAAUGCCCAGCGCCUCGAAAGCAACAAGUUUCCAAGGUGUCUCCUGUCGGCCUCCGGCGCGCCUCGCUUCACAGACGGACGUUUCUUCAGCGCGCCAGCGGGCAACGCUCCUCGCCAGAAGCGGGCGGUCGACGCGGACUGCUGGCCAUACUUCCUCGGCUUCCCCUUCCUCCUCUGCCGUUUUCUACUUCUCUGGACGUCGACCUCUGCACACAGGCGCUGGCGUUUCUGAUCAGACUGAGCAAAAGCGCGUACGAGAGAAAAGCCGAGGCGGCGAGAAAGAACGAGAAGGCAGAGGCGUUCAAAACUCUGUUGGGUCGAGCACAGAAAAGAACGCAGCGGGGCAAACCGCGGAGAGAGGCCGAGUGAGAGUCUUCCUCUCAAGGCCUUCUUCCGAACGAACUCGGGGGGAGCUCGUCAAACGCAUUUCCUUUCCUCGGGGAAGCGAACGAACGCGUCCGAACUUCGCGGCAGCGAAAUCAGAGAAAGCCAAGUGCGGCGAAGAUUCUGAAGGCGAAAAAGAAGGUUCAGAACGAAAGUCAAAACGGUGCAAGGGAAGGCGACAGGACAGCGGACAUGAGGCGACAGAACUCGACCGGGACCGGAGAGACAAGUCGCCAACUGUCGCGGAGGUUCGGCCGGACCUCGCGUUUGCAGAGAAAAACCGGAACGAAAAGGGAGACCCAAGUCCACUCGGUGUCCACGAGAAAGAGAGUCGAAGCGUCUGCAUGCGUGGAUGCGCCUGCGUGCCGUCGCGUCGCCUUCAAGGUCACGGAGCUCUUCCUUCGAACGCUGCUUCACCCUCUCCUCAUUCGUCGCCUUCCGCUUCCCCCUCGUCUCGAGGCUCGUUCGCUCCCGCCGAGAACGCCGCGUUCCUCCCGGGGGAACAUCCACGCGCAGACGAGCAGCGAAGGAAUAGGCGUCACGUUGCGCUGCUCACGCUUUCAGGAACUAGAGGUCAAGAAGCUGCGCUUGCAGUCCCUGUUCUGUCUGAAAUUUGCAAUCCAAAAGCGAUCCUCGGAACGCCGGACGAAGACGCCUGGCUCUCGCCUUCAGAGCGUUUCGCCCAGCAGGCAACCUCCCUCGGAGCUGUUGAGGAGCCAGCGGAAACGGAGACGCAGGUAGACAGUGAAGGCCGACGAGAGCCGGAGCCUGGAGACACAGGCAAAGGCGAGAGAGCUCCGGCAGCAGCCAGAGCGAGAGAAGACAGGCGAAAGAGGAGAGAGAGGAGAGAAGAAGACACGGUCAGGCGACAACAAAAAUGGGAGGGAGGAGGCUCAGGAGAGAGAGACGCAGAGAGAACGAAAAGACGAGGCGCGGAAUCUCCGUGUAGAUCAAGGAAGAACGCGCCACGGUCUCAGCAGAGACGAGGAGACGGGAGACAGGAAGAAGACGACAGAGAACGCGAAACGCUGCGUCUCGUGAGAGAAAAAGAUUUGCAACUGGAAGUGAUUCGUCUGCGCUCCCUUCUGAGGCGAGCCCUAGCGUGGCGAACUCCCAGAGAAUUCAGUGGGGAGAACUUUCACCCGAUGCACAGUGCCGCCGUCGGCGAUGAAGACUCACUCCAGACUCGGCACGCCUGCGAGAAUUUGCAGCCUAGCCACACAAGAACUCCGAGAACCAUCGCUGACUGCCUUUCUCCCUCUCGCUUUUCCCCAACUUCCAGUACCGCUUCUCGUCUUCGCCCGUCGCCUCCGUCUGUCUCUCCUUCCUGCAUGCUUGCGUUGUCGAACAAGGCUCCUCUGUCUCCUCGGUGCCACCCUGCGACCAGUCGGGGGACCGUGCUGCGCUGUUCUGCGCAGAGAUGCGAGACGAAGGACGGCCGACGGCUCUUGGCGUCUCAGAGUCGUUCUUCGUCUCCACCUGUAAAGACGAGAACUGUCUCUCGAAACGGUGCGCGGAAGACAGGUCCUCGGUCUGCGUCGUACACCCACCCUGCGUCUCUCUCUCCUCCGCCCUCGGCCUCCGGCGUCGGCUCUGAGCUGCCGAGAGAAGAAAGACGAAAAAACGCGAAACCGGCAGGUCGAACGCAGUCCCUUCCUCCUUGCGCGUCUGUCUCUGUUGGGAGCUCUCGUCCACCUCGCGCUUCGCUCUCGCCACGAAGAGAGAGACAGUGUUGUCGAGCGCGAAGAGACGCAGAGAACGCAUGGACGCAGGGGGAGAGAGACAGAGACAGGGGAGGGAACAGCACACACCGGUCGCGGGAAGGCUGGAGUCCCGACGCAAGGCGCGAACGCGUUUCACCAGUUCCUGAAGAAGCCUUCUGUUUCAGUGACUCUUCUCCACAUCUUCACUGUCAUCACGCAUGUCACCCUCGACGCCAAAGAGAGGCGCGAGCUGCCUCGGCGUCGCAGAGUCGACUCGACCUGUUCCACCAUAGGAACCUCACAUUCAAAAUUCCUCCUCCUGCCUCGUCUGAGAAUCCUUCCUCUCGCGCCUCUGCUGCCUCUCGAGUGUCUGCAGCACCGCCUUCGCCGGCGUCCACAUCCGCCUACGUGUACUCCACGCGCUUAGACGGGUGCUUCGCCUGCAGUCCUCGAGCGCGUCGAGAACAAUACGAACAGGACUUGAAAUUCAAAGGUCGCGUCGUCCCUCGAACGCGCGCUCGCGAGAUCCGCGAUGCAUGUGCAAAGGCCGAGAGAGAAGAAACUGUCCGGCGCCGAGAGAGGGAAAGAACGCUUCGUGAAAAGAAAGACCAAGAACAUGCAGACGUCUCUGGGACCCGCAAAAGACAAGAGACGCCCGAUUCUCGCGGACGAGACCAGACACCUUCGGUCUGUCCAGAGAGACGGAGACAGCGACGAAGUCCGACAGGUGAGGCAGCGGCGACAGCACACGAGCGAGAAGACAGUGCGUGGGUUCAGACAGAAUUUGUGUAUGACCAAGAGGAUGCAAACGGAUGCGGGAACUACUCGGCGCCGCUUCCCGGAAGCGACAAGGCAUUCCUAGACUCAUACAAACGAGAGGCGAGGCUCAGGUCCGCGUCGUCAAGGGACGAGGUCAGGAGAGAGGAGGAGACUCGCGUUCCCGACGAAGAGAGGGAGAGAGCAGAGAAGAAGGCGGUGCCACCAUCGACUCGGGAGUCCAGAUGUUGUCACAAAGACACAAGAGAGAAGGAGGGUCCCUGUCGCUCCGAGACAGGAAAACGCGCUUCUGCUCGCGCGCCGGAAGCCUUUCAUUUCCUCCGAAAUGGAGAAGGCGAUGCCGGGAAAGGUUCGGAAGAAGCGUCGAAGAACGCGGCUGUUUCCUCGUCGACUGCACCGCGCGAGAGAACGCAUUGCAUGCAAAAGACGACCCACCCGCCGGUCCAGUCUCAGCUGUGCUUCAUUCCGCGACGCUUAGGCAGCGCCAUAACAACGGCACGAGCCAUCCACGAACAGGGAGGAGAAAAACGAGGCGGCAGGUGCGAGGAGACUCUGGAGUCUCUAAAGCAAACGGAGAGAAGAAACCGGAGGACCACUGUUUUGAGGCAGACAGCCGGACCGAGAGCCGCGAGCCGCUCUGGACGCCGACCUUUCCUCUCUGACGAGAAGGCAAAGCACAGUCCGCAUCGAGGAAGGACGGAGCUCGUCUGUCGGCUGGACGGAAGCAACUCAGUCGACCGACGAUCUGUCUCUCCUCGACGCCCGCGCUGGGAGAGAGGCAAGGACGAGAGAGAGCAGAGCGCGCGGAACAAGUCGCGGAGGGAAGCCGCGGAAGAAGCGGAGAGUCGAGCGAACGGAGACUUGGAUAGGAAGCAGGCAGAAGCUGUGUCUCGCGCGAUUCAGUCCCCAGUGUCGGUCAACGUCGUGGAGAAAAACGCGAAGAAACUCCUUCACAGCAUGCAGCGAGAGCUAGGGCACCGUGCGCCGAGUCUUCUUCCUGUCCAAGCCAAACUGCAGCAACUUGUAGAAGUUAGUUUCUCCUUCUUGUCUGUCUUUGUUUUGAGGCGUCUGGAGCAGUCGGGAAACUCUGGACAUCUCAGAGGAUUUCGGAGGCUUCCUUGUGUUGUCGGUUCAAAAGUCUCAGAAAAACGUCGAGCCCGCGUCUUCGGUUCAGUUGAGAGGAAGUCGCAGAAAUCAGGCGCUUUUCCGUAG